Coccomyxa subellipsoidea C-169 is the source of this 2121-nucleotide messenger RNA. RefSeq lists its product as hypothetical. The record is from RefSeq and is a predicted model, not a curated record. Gene Ontology annotation, molecular function: ribosome binding; GTP binding. Gene Ontology annotation, cellular component: cytoplasm. The transcript is spliced from 11 exons. Bases 1 to 2121 code for a protein of 706 amino acids. Lineage: Eukaryota; Viridiplantae; Chlorophyta; Trebouxiophyceae; Coccomyxaceae.
AUGGGCCUCGUGUAUUCAAGGGCAGCCGACCUGAUCACACUCCGCGGCUUUGCCAGCGACCCAUGCCGCAGUUGUGUGAUGGUCCACCCUCGCGCCCAGCCACCGCCCUAUGUGCAGGAGGCAAUGAGGCUGGCAGAGAGCUAUGCGGGCGCGCAUUGUAAGAGCAUCGCCGUGGGGCCGUCCCGGGGAUCCCCCCCAACAUCAGCAGCCUUCUUCGGCUCUGGAGCAGUGGAGUCCCUGAAGGGCCAACUUGCAGCCCUUGACCCCCACACGGUGUUUGUGAAUUGCAUGCUGAGCGGAGUGCAGCAGCGGAACCUGGAGGCGGCCUGGCAGCGUCCCGUAACGGACAGGGUCGGCCUUAUCAUCAAGAUCUUUGCCCAGCGCGCUCGCACACGAGAAGCCCGCCUGCAGGUGGAAAUGGCGUCUCUGGACUACAAGGUGUCCCGGCUGGUGCGCUCGGUGGAUGCAGCCACCGGGCAGCGGGCGGGCUUCGGAGAGGGGGGCCUCACAGAGGUUGUCAGUGCAAGGGAGAGGGGAAGGAGCGGGGGGACCUCGGGGGGUCUGGGUGGAUCGGCAGGUGGCGGAGAGACGGAGUUGCAGCUGCAGCGGCGGCGCAUCAGAGCGCGCAUCAAAGCCCUGAAGCGCCAGCUGGCAGAGGUGAGGCAGACGCGGGUGACUCAGCGGGCAGGCAGGCUCCGCGCGGGCAAGCCGGUCUGCGCGGUCGUGGGAUAUACGAAUGCCGGAAAGUCGUCGCUGGUGUCAGCGCUGUCAGGGGAUGAUGUCGGCGUGCAGGACAGGCUGUUUGAGACGCUGGACCCCACAAUGCGCCAAGUGAUGCUGCCCUCGGGCAGGGGCGCCAUCCUGUCAGACACCGUCGGCUUCAUCUCCGACCUGCCUCCCUCGCUCAUCAAGGCCUUCCAGGCAAGCAACCUCACUCUUUAUAACAUCAGAAUUCUUUGUCCAGUCCUUGCAACGCUGGAGGAGGUGGUGGAAGCAGAUCUGCUGCUGCAUGUCAUGGACGGCAGCAGCGAGCAGAUGCUGCAGCAGCGCGACGCCGUGCUGGCCGUCCUGCGGCGCCUCGGCGUGUCGGAGAUGCGCCUGCAGAAGAGCCUCAUCGAGGUCGUCAACAAGUCGGAUAUCUUCCCUGGCACAGCUUCCCAGUCGCCAGACGAUACUGACCUAUCAGCGCCUGAUGUGGCCGAGCCAGAUUUGGCAGCGCCUGAUUUGGCAGAGCCUGAUUUGGAGGCGUCUAAAUUGGAUACACCCUCCAGCAGCUGUGGGGCUCCUGAAGAGGCUGGGGAGGUAGAGGGGCCAUGGCUGCACGGGGGCGAGGUGCCCUCUGCAAAAGGGAGCGCAGACACCCAAGCGCUGUCAGACGGGAGCGUGGAAAAGCAGGACAGCGGCGCAGAUGCCUCAUGCAGUGGGCAGCAAGAGGCAGGAUCCCUCAGCAAAAAAACCAGCAGUGGUGAGACGGCCGAUAGGGAAUUGGGCAUGCAGCGGGAAAAGAGCAGGGGUGGAUUUUGUGGGCGGGGGGUGGAGAAGGAGGGAACGUGUCGAGAGACAGACGGCCACAGCGCUGCGCUGGACUGGGCGCGCGGCCGGGCCGGCCGCCAGCCGAGCGUGGUGGUGACAUCAGCGGUCACAGGGGACGGCCUGGAUGACCUGCUGCUAGAGAUGGACAAAAAGGUGAGUCUGAAGUUUGCAAUGAGGGAGCUGAGCGAGGGGGCGAUCCGAAUGGGGCCACGCGUGUUGACUGAAAACAUUGUGGGCCCAGUUGUACCGGGGGCAGAGCAGGAGCUGAAGCUGAUAGUCCAUGUGGAGCACGAGGUUCGGAGGGGCUUCUGGCAGAGGAUACACUUGUCUCACAGCUCCUUUGCAGCCACAGGCAGCAUCAGCUGGAGGCAGGGUGUGUGCCUGAAGAGGCCAGGGGAAUUGGACCUGGCGAGACAGGCAGGGGAGAAUUCCUCGCCCUCUCGUGCCCCCGCCAGCACAGAGGGAAGUAUGCGAAGAGACAGCCGGGCCGCGGUUUAUGAGGACGCCGGCAGCUCCCCAACCUCCCACAAGGCAGACCCUCAGGGGGUGGGUUCACAGGGUACAUCCACUGGUGACAACGCCGUCUGA